AUGGGACAACUUCCUUCACAGGACAUCAUGGCAUUGCUUGAGUUCAAGAAAGGGAUCAAACAUGACCCUACAGGUUUUGUUCUCAACUCAUGGAACGAUGAGUCCAUAGACUUCAAUGGCUGCCCUUCUUCCUGGAACGGUGUUGUCUGCAACGGUGGUAACGUGGCUGGUGUGGUUUUAGACAAUUUGGGUUUGUCUGCAGAUGUUGAUUUGAGUUUGUUCUCCAACUUGACAAUGCUUGUCAAACUAUCUAUGGCUAACAACUCCAUCUCUGGUGUCUUACCAAGUAGUUUAAGCAGUUUCAAAAGCCUCCAGUACCUGGAUUUGUCUGAUAACCUCUUCUCUUCUUCAUUGCCUAAAGAGUUCGGUAGAGCAGUGAGCUUGAAGAAUCUUUCUAUAGCUGGUAACAACUUCUCUUCUUCAUUUCCUAAAGAGAUUGGUAGAUCAUUGAGCUUGAAGAAUCUUUCUUUAGCUGGUAACAACUUCUCUGGUGAGGUUCCAGAGUCUAUAGGAGGUUUGAUUUCUCUUCAGUCUUUGGAUAUGAGCCGCAACUCCUUAUCUGGACCUUUGCCAAAGUCCUUGACAAGGCUUAACGAGCUGCUGUACUUGAAUCUUUCUUCUAAUGGAUUCACAGGGAAAAUCCCAAGGGGCUUUGAGUUACUUUCGAGUCUUCAAGUGCUUGACUUGCAUGGUAACUCAUUUGAUGGUAAUCUUGACGGCGAGUUUUUCAUUUUAACAAAUGCGAGCUAUGUCGAUCUCAGUGGGAAUAGAUUAGUGACAACGUCUGGAAAGCUCUUACCUGGUGUAUCUGAGAGCAUCAAGCACUUAAACCUCAGCAACAAUCAGCUUGAAGGUUCAUUGACUAGUGGGUUUCAGCUGUUUCAGAACUUGAAAGUCUUGGAUCUUAGCUACAACCAGUUAUCCGGAGAGUUACCAGGUUUCAACUAUGCAUAUGACCUUCAAGUACUCAAGCUCAGCAACAAUAAAAUCUCUGGUUCACUUCCCAAUAACCUAUUAAAAAGUGACUCCUUGCUUUUGACUACACUGGAUUUAAGUGGCAACAAUCUCUCAGGGCCAAUAAGUGAUAUCAUGUCAACAACUCUACACAGCCUUGAUCUUUCUUCAAACUCACUGACCGGAGAGCUUCCUCUCUUGACCGGGAGCUGCGUCUUACUUGAUCUCUCAAACAACCAGUUUGAAGGUAAUCUGACAAGAUGGUCAAAAUGGGAGAAUGUGGAGUAUCUUGAUCUCAGCCAGAACCGUUUCACUGGGUUGUUCCCAGAUGUAUCUCCUCAGCUUCUGCGUGCUAAUCAUCUUAAUCUCUCUUACAAUAAGCUCACAGGCUCACUUCCAGAACGGAUUCCUACUCUGUAUCCGAAACUUCGGGUUCUUGAUAUAAGUUCUAACAGCUUGGAUGGGCCAUUACCAAGUGGGCUACUAUCCAUGCCCACUUUGGAGGACAUACACCUUCAAUACAAUGGCAUGACAGGUAACAUUGGACCCAUGCCUUCUUCUGGUUCCAGAAUCCGUGUUCUUGAUCUUUCUCACAACCGGUUUGAUGGCGAUCUUCCUGGUUUACUCGGGUCCUUGACCAGUCUCCAAGUGCUGAAUCUCGCAGCUAAUAAUUUGUCUGGAACUUUGCCUGACUCCAUGAAUGAAAUGGUCUCUUUAAGCUCAUUAGACGUGUCUCAGAAUGAUUUCACUGGACCACUCCCAAGCAACUUAUCUGCCAGCCUUGUGGCGUUUAAUGUGUCAUACAAUGAUCUAUCAGGUACUGUGCCAGAGAAUCUGAAGAACUUCCCACCGCCUUCCUUUUAUCCUGGAAACACCAAGCUCCUCUUACCUGCUGGAUCCCCUGGAUCAGAAGUUUCCAAGAGGAAACCAAGGAACUUACUUAUUAAGGUUGUCAUAAUAGUUUCCUGCGUCAUCGCUCUAAUAAUACUCAGCCUUGUGGCUAUUCUCCUAUUCUGCAUCUGCAAAUCAAGAAGGAAGGAAGAGCGUAGUCUCACAGGUAAAGAUAUAAACAAGCGGGCUCAAACAAUCCCCUCAGGCAGUGGAGGUGGUAUGGUUGUCUCUGCUGAGGAUCUCCUUGCUUCAAGAAAAGUCUCGUCUUCUGAAAUCCUCAGUCCAGACGAGAAACUAACUGUUGCAACUGGUGUCUCUCCUUCCAAAACCAGUAAUCUAUCUUGGUCUCCUAGCUCAGGAGAUUCACUCCCACCUGAUCAGCAGCUAGCUCGGCUUGAUGUUAGGUCACCAGAUAGACUUGUGGGAGAGCUGCAGUUUCUGGAUGAUUCGAUCAAGCUGACUCCAGAGGAAUUGUCAAGGGCACCAGCUGAAGUUCUAGGUAGAAGUAGCCACGGGACUUCUUACAAGGCAACGCUUGAUAACGGAGUGUUUUUAACAGUGAAGUGGCUAAGAGAAGGCGUGGCAAAGCAGAGAAAAGAGUUUGCUAAAGAAGUUAAGAAGUUUGCUAACAUUAGGCAUCCUAAUGUUGUGACUCUCCGAGGAUACUACUGGGGUCCUACGCAACAUGAAAAGCUUAUUCUCUCAGAUUAUAUAUCGCCUGGAAGCCUCGCUAGCUUCCUCUACGAUCGACCUGGCAGGAAAGGCCCUCCUUUAUCUUGGCUCCAACGUUUGAAAAUCGCAGUUGAUGUAGCACGUGGUCUAAACUACCUACAUUUCGACAGAGCCGUACCACACGGUAACCUCAAGGCAACAAACAUUCUCUUAGAUGGAGCAGAGCUAAACGCACGUGUAGCAGAUUACUGCCUCCACCGUCUCAUGACACAAGCAGGCACAGUUGAACAGAUUCUAGACGCAGGCAUCUUAGGUUACCGAGCUCCUGAGCUAGCAGCCUCAAGGAAGCCGUUACCUUCUUUCAAAUCAGAUGUGUAUGCGUUCGGUGUGAUAGUUCUUGAGAUCUUAACGGGGAGAUGUGCAGGAGAUGUGAUCACAGGUGAGCAAGAAGGUGUUGAUCUAACGGAUUGGGUUAGGUUACGUGUUUCUGAAGGAAGAGGUACGGAGUGCUUUGACUCGGUGUUGACUCAGGAGAUGGGAAGUGAUACGGUUAUGGAGAAAGGUAUGAAAGAAGUUCUUGGGAUUGCAUUGAGGUGUAUAAGAUCGGUUUCUGAGAGACCUGGUAUCAAGACCAUUUAUGAAGACCUUUCUUCCAUUUAGGAACAAUGUUUUUUUUUGUUGAAGUUCAUAGCUUUUGUUUCUGGAAAAAAGCAUGUUCUUGAGACAAGUUAGUGUGUUGAUGUGUUUUUAGGUAAACUUUUUGUGAUCAUUUUCCCUGUAAAAAUCUGCUCAUGUCUCAUGAGUGAUUGAAAU
Molecule: messenger RNA, 3330 nt
Organism: Eruca vesicaria subsp. sativa (arugula)
Lineage: Eukaryota; Viridiplantae; Streptophyta; Magnoliopsida; Brassicales; Brassicaceae
Source: the annotation of a GenBank genome assembly